Closterium sp. NIES-65 is the source of this 1617-nucleotide messenger RNA. The record is from the annotation of a GenBank genome assembly. Lineage: Eukaryota; Viridiplantae; Streptophyta; Zygnematophyceae; Desmidiales; Closteriaceae.
AUGGCGUUCACGGCACUCAGCAGCCCUGCUACGCAAACGAUCGGCGUAUCCCGUGACUGUUUAUCCGGAACCUCUAACCAGUCUACUAGAAGCGUGGAACCGCGCUCAAAAGGCGCGAUUCGCAGGAAUCGCAUAGCAUUGAAGAGCCAUUACUGGGGCUCGCGCCAGGCGCUGACGGCGAACGGCGGUUCCGUUUCCCGUCGCGUUUUUGCGCGAUGUGGAUCGACACAGAGCGGCAAUUCUCAACGCUGGAGGUGUGAGGCGAGCACCAGCGGAAGCACUAAACCGGAUAUUCCGGAGAAAGAUAACCAAGAACAAACCGCAGAUCCCGCUGCUUUCAACGGCUCGGCGUCCUCGAAUUCAACCAAGCCAAAGCUGAUCGCAUACGACUACGGCUUUCAGUCCAAGUUUUUCCGCACGGGGCCCAAGGUCCCUGGUAACGUCUUCAAGCUCGCGUUCGAGAAUUUCGGCCGCGAGUACGCGGCCCUUCGUAGCAACGUUCUUUACGAGGAGCUCAGCGACGUGCGAACCGACAACAUCAAGAGAGAUGGCAGGCAACUUGCCCUCGCGUACGCGGGUCGCUUCCUCGUCUCAACGCUCAAGUUCUUUGACAAGCUCCUCACGCUCUACGAUGGUCUUCCCGAGAUCAAGCCCCCUCCUGCUAUGCCCGAGGAGAGUGAGGCGCUGAGGCAAAAGCUGCAGCAGCUGACGCUGAGCAACGAGGCGGUGGCUAAGCGGGAGGAGGACCGGCCCCAGGUGGAGGCGCCUGGGUGGAUCCUGCUCCCCUACAAACUCCUGUGCUGGAUGCUUGAUGUGAUCUUUUACAAUCGCCCCAUCCAACGGUUCUGGUUCCUCGAGACGGUGGCACGCAUGCCCUACUUCUCCUACAUCUCCAUGCUUCACCUCUACGAGACCCUCGGAUGGUGGAGGAUCGGCAUGGAGGUUCGGAAGGUGCAUUUUGCAGAGGAGUGGAACGAGAUGAACCACCUCAAGAUCAUGGAAUCCCUCGGCGGCGACCGGCUCUGGAUCGACCGCUUCUUUGCGCAGCACGCCGCCAUCCUCUACUAUUGGGUCCUAAACUUCAUGUUCUUAAUCUCCCCGCGCACCGCGUACAACUUCUCGGAGCUGAUCGAGGCGCAUGCGGUGGACACGUACGGCGAGUUUGUGGAUGAGAAUGCGGAGCUGCUGAAGACGUUGCCGCCGUCCCCAGCAGCUAUUGCUUACUACAACAGCGACGACCUGUACAUGUUCGAUGAAUUUCAAACGUCUCGAGUUCCUGAGUCCCGGCGGCCCAAAAUCGAGAGCCUGUACGAUGUCUUCUGUGCCAUCAGGGACGACGAGAUGGAGCAUGUGAAGACAAUGUCUGCCUGUCAGCAGCUAGACUCUGUCGUGCGCUCGCCCAACCGCCCGGGCUACGCACCUCUGCCCUCCCCUGCUGACGUGUACUUUGAAGGCCUGGUGGCGAAAACCUCAUCCUCCACAUCAGCAUCAUCUCCUGCCAAGGCAACAUCAGCCUCUGCAGCUGCAUCUGCGUUCAGUGCAGCUGUUGGUGAAUCUAAGUUGCCCAAGGAUGUCCUUCCUCAGGCACUCAAGUCGCAAGGAGAGUCCCUGAAGUGA